This is a messenger RNA of Aspergillus sclerotioniger CBS 115572, 912 nucleotides long. RefSeq names its product dihydrodipicolinate synthase family protein. The transcript has a single exon. Gene Ontology annotation, molecular function: N-acetylneuraminate lyase activity. The record is from RefSeq and is a predicted model, not a curated record. NCBI's taxonomy places the organism in Eukaryota, Fungi, Ascomycota, Eurotiomycetes, Eurotiales, Aspergillaceae. Gene Ontology annotation, cellular component: cytosol. Bases 1 to 912 code for a protein of 303 amino acids. Gene Ontology annotation, biological process: N-acetylneuraminate catabolic process.
AUGACAGCCACACAACCCCUUCUUCACGGCAUCAUGGUCGCCCUCAUCACUCCAUUCACAGAUGACAAGACCCAAAUCGAUGCAGCAAGGCUAAAAGCCCACAUCGACCAUCUGAUCGCCGCCGGUGUGCACGGCCUCGUUCCUGGCGGCAGCACCGGCGAAUUCACCACCUUGACUCGCCAAGAACGCAAGCAGCUCACCGAACUCUGCGUCGAAUAUGCUGCAGGCCGAGUCCCUGUCGUCGCAGGCACAGGAAGUACCUCGACCGAGGAAGCGGUCGAUCUGGCGCGCCAUGCAGCCCAAGCCGGUGCUGCAGCCGUCAUGGUCGUGCCGCCCUUCUACGAUCCUCUCAACGUGGAGGAAUUGACAGAGCUGAUGGCCGAGAUUCGUGAAGCCAGUCAGCUGCCGAUUGUCUAUUACAAUAUUCCCGCAGCCAGCGGGUUGACUCUCUCGCCGAAGCAGAUUGCGGGCCUCGGCAAGGUCGGCGUUCAGUAUCUCAAAGACACCUCUGGCAAUGCCCCGGCCUACACCGAAUUAGUCUUUGGAUUGUCGGAUCAAAUCACUGCCUUCAACGGAUGGGAUACCCUCACCUUUUACGGACUCGCGGCUGGCUCCCCCGGUGCGAUCUGGGGCGCUGCCAACAUCAUCCCGGAGCUGGCGGUGGAGUUGUGGAAUGCUGUCUCCGUGGAUGGAGAUCUCAAGAAGGGUCGUGAACUGUGGGCCAAGGCGUGGCCGAUUUGCAAGUUCCUCGAGUCGCACAACUAUGCCGCGGCUGUCAAGACAGGAGUUGAGCUGAGAGGACAGUCCACCGGAGGGCUUCGGAAACCAUUUUCUUUGUUGAAGGAGGAGCUCCAGGUUGAGUUAGCUGGUCUGGUUGAGAAUGCCGGCGUCACCGUGGUGAAGAGCUCAUGA